Messenger RNA from Medicago truncatula (barrel medic), 2041 nucleotides. RefSeq names its product probable long-chain-alcohol O-fatty-acyltransferase 1. NCBI's taxonomy places the organism in Eukaryota, Viridiplantae, Streptophyta, Magnoliopsida, Fabales, Fabaceae. The record is from RefSeq and is a predicted model, not a curated record. The transcript has a single exon. Bases 142 to 1176 code for a protein of 344 amino acids. Gene Ontology annotation, biological process: lipid metabolic process.
AUUCCGUCCAUAUUUUGCCUUAAAAAAUGCAAAACCUUUUUAUUCAUUCUACUAUUAUUUGGAUAUUUCUUUUCCCAUUUCUCAUCACUCUAACACACUCAUAACAAGAACCUAAAACAAUAUUCUUUCAAGAAGACAAAGAUGGAUGGUGAAAUUGAGAGAUUCAUUAAGGUAUGGCUUAUAUCCACAACAUGUCUAUGUUAUUGUUAUUACAUAUCUUCUAAAAUCCCCAAAGGCUUUCUAAGGCUUCUCUCAAUCCUCCCAAUUCUCUACCUUUUCCUAAUCCUUCCUUUAAAUCUCUCUUCUUUCCACCUUGGUGGCCCCACAACCUUCUUCCUUGUUUGGCUCUCCACUUUCAAACUCAUCCUUUUUUCCUUCAAUCAACCUCCUCUUUUCCCUCUCCCAAACAAUAUCUUCCAUUUCAUUUCCAUUGCUUCCCUUCCAAUCAACCCUCAACAAUCAAAUUCAACAACCACUUUUUCAUCUAAAAAGUCAAUUUUACCCCUUACUUGUUUGAAAGUAGUUAUAUUGGUAGCAAUCAUAUGUAGCUAUGAGUAUAGAGAAUAUAUGCACCCUUAUUUUAUAUUGGUCCUUUAUUGCUGCCACAUGUACCUUGGUAUUGAACUUGUGUUAGCAAUUAGUGCAGCACCGGUUCGAACCAUGUUCGGUUUUGAAAUCGAACCACAAUUCAACGAACCUUAUUUGUCCACAUCGCUUCAAGACUUUUGGGGUCGUAGGUGGAACCUAAUGGUAACUGGUAUCUUACGUCCCACCGUAUACAAUCCCGUUCGCCACAUCAUUAGGUCUUAUGUGGGUUCCACAUAUGCCACUUCAGCUGCCACAUUGGCAACUUUUGUGGUGUCUGGUCUUAUGCACGAGGUAAUUUAUUAUUACCUUGCACGCGCGCCUCCCACGUGGGAAGUCACAUGGUUUUUUGUACUUCAUGGUGUGUGUACGUCUGUUGAGGUUGCGGUUAAGAAGAUUCUUCUUCGUCGUGGGUGGCGGUUGCACCGUGCUGUGUCGGGUCCGCUUACAAUUACAUUUUUGGCUGUUACCGGGAAUUGGUUGUUUUUUCCUCAGUUGCUGAGGAAUGGUGUUGUGAGCAAGGGUAUUGGGGAGUAUGCAAUUUUGGUGAAUUUUGUUAAGGAUAAGUUACCAUUACAUUUGAUUAGUUAAUUAUUGUUUUUGUAGUGAACAUUCGUUAUUAUAAACGUACAAUAACAUAGUUUUGAUGGAUAGAAAUUCACCUAGUUUAGUAUUGAUGGAAAUGAAGCAUUGGCUCCGACACAGACACCAACAUGUCGAUACCACACACACUAUGAGUUGAGGCUCUUGUUAGAUCAAUGGGUGGAAGGCUUAUAUUUUCAUAUCUCAUACAUAAAACAAAAUCAUCAAGCAAACAAUGACCAAGUACUGGCAAUUCUAGCAAGCAUAUACAUAUCCAGGUUGGAUAACAGAUUCCCAUAAACCAUUUUCGAACACAAGCAGUAAAUUGAUUUGGAUUUUCUUGUCAAGCUCUGAUACAAGAAAUUCAUUUGGAAUACGUUCGGACAAAUCACGUUCUAUCGCAUAAAAAUUCAAAAGACGGAACAUGAGCCAUCAGACCACUAUCCAACAGUUCAGAUUACUUGACGACGGCAACGUGAGGUUGAACACACCACAGAGAGAAGAUACAGAGGGUUUGGAGUUAUUGUGCUGGAAGAGGUGUAGAGAGAAAAAGGAGAGUUGAACUUGAGAGGCACAGUCAAAUGGCAAAACACUCGAACCAAACAAACCCUUAGUGCAUCAAAGAGAAGAUUAGGUGAGAUAUGAUUAUUUGUCAUAUCUUUCCCUAUCAUGAUCAUCAAACAAACCUUAAAUGGCCGAGGAAAAACACAUUUAUGUAGGUUUUUGUAAUUUUGAUUUAUUCAAAAACUACUAUGAUGCGUCUCACAUUUAAUUUCUAUGUAAACGUUACUCUAGUUUUAUGGCUUUUAGCCAAAUUUAUGUGUUAUUUGGUGUUAUUUUAUCAAUAAAAGACACAGAGGAGUUAUACAAGGCU